Molecule: messenger RNA, 5129 nt
Organism: Blastomyces dermatitidis ER-3
Lineage: Eukaryota; Fungi; Ascomycota; Eurotiomycetes; Onygenales; Ajellomycetaceae
Product: VHS domain-containing protein
Exons: 5
Coding region: 522-1748 (408 amino acids)
Biological process (GO): endocytosis; actin cortical patch localization; actin filament organization
Cellular component (GO): actin cortical patch
Molecular function (GO): phosphatidylinositol binding; ubiquitin binding
Source: RefSeq, a predicted model, not a curated record
UAUCCAAACGUCAUCCCAGUAUGCGCCGAACAACUUCACAUUUUCCCAUUCAGGCAAAGGUUUCGCUGCUUACCUCUCGGAUCUCGUGGAAUGCGCGCGUAAACAGGUAGAAAGCUUCUUCGGACAGUCAAAUUAUUGUAUUUAUUUUAUCUAAACCACCCAUACACCGUUCAUUCACGACCGAUUAUUGACCAGCGCGGGGUACACGUAUUCCUACUCAAAAUUCUGCACCUCCCGCUGGACCAGGUUUGACGGUGUUAUAUUGCUCUGUGUGCAACUAUCUGUGAUUCCAGCUAUUUCACAGGGCUGAAGCUAGCUUGCCUGCUCUCCGAUCGAACGCUUAAACCCAUUUUCACUUGUCAACCUCUCUCUAUCCUCCCCACAGUUUACAUAUAUCCCGCGCAGGCGCCCAGCAUCCAUAAGACCACAGUUGCAGACUAAAACUCCAUACUAUAUACUAAAUUAAGCUAAAUUCUCUAAUUCUCCUCUAUCCUCAAUUCCCGUUGCACAACCCGUGCAUCAUGUUCUCCGGAUCUAAACCGUAUUCGGCGAUCACUGUUCAAAUCGACAGGCUCACAAGUGAAGAGUAUGACAUCGACGACUCGAGUGGAAUUGUAGACCUGAUCGAAGUGGUCCGCCUACAAACGACCGGUCCAAGUGAGGCCAGUCGCGCCCUAAGAAAGAAAUUAAAAUAUGGAUCCGUCCAUCGCCAGCUUCGGGCUCUUACAAUUCUAGACUUCAUUAUUCAGAAUACUGCCACCAGAUAUCUCCGCGGCUUCACUGAUGAGCCACUGCUCGAACGCCUUCGUGUAGCUGCUACAGAUCCAGUUUCAGACCAAGAAGUUAAAGACAAAUGCAGGCAACUGUUCUUACAAUGGUCGUCCUCCUUCAAUGGAGUUGCUGGUAUGGAACGGAUUGCGGCUCUUCACAAGCAACUGCCGCGACGGAAAAAGCCGAUGAACCUACAACAAUCCAAAGUCCUCAAGGAAACUGAAGCGCGUCCUGAAUCUCCAAUUGGUCACUCUGUAUCCAUUUCUACAGGCAAUGGCCCCUCUACCGUUUUGUCGUCUCCCACGUCUUCAAAGGCUUCCAGAUCUAGUAGGUCAAGUAUCUCCAAGAUAGCGAAAGAUAGGCCCUACCGCGGGAAGGCUUUCAAUCUCGAAAAGGAGAGGCCAGAAAUUCUGCAAACCAUUGCAUCCGCAUCCAUGGCAGGAACUAAUCUUUUGAAUUCGCUUAAACGGGUCAACCGUGAGAAUGAGCGUGUGAGUGACAACGCGGAAGUAAUGAGCCAAUUCGAUUUAUGCAAAGACCUACGGCGGCAAAUUUUGAGAUAUAUCCAACAUGUCGAAAGCGAAGAUUUCCUCGGAAGUCUUAUUCACGCGAACGACGAGCUGGUCAAUGCGCUUAUGACUUUUGAAGUUCUUGACAAAAGCGUCGACGAUGAUAGCGACAGCGAUAGUGAAGGCGGGAUAGGAGAGGCUGACGCGCCAGGUGGUAGGGGGAUGAACGAUGGGUUUGCGGAUCUCAAUCUUGGCGGAACCACCAAGCCUCCGCGACCUGCAAAACCGAGCAACUUCCCCUACAGCCCCCGAUCGUCAGUAUCGUACGAAAAACGAAAGGACGCGGAUAGUCAGAGUGAAGAGUCAGAAGAUGACGAAGAUGAUGAUGAAGACAACCCGUUCGGAGACAGGAAUGCAGUGAAUACUCCCGGUAUUGAGAGGUCUGAACCUACUUGGCGAGAAGUUUGAUGAUUCUUUUUUUAUGCGCCGGUAUAACUAUUCAUUCUCCCUUCCCCGCGAGCACCUCACAAAUACCAACGCGUCUCAGAAGUCCUCAUGUCUCUUUACGUCUCCCUCAUUUCGUUCCGCUAAAUAUGAAAAAUACCCUCCUCCAAGUGGCUUUUUGCCUAUGUCAGAGCAGGCUUCAAUAUUUGACCCAACUUGUGCUUCCUGGGUAGAAGACGUUUUUAUCAUGGCUAUAUGUCAGAAGAUAUCUAAUGAGAUAUGGUCAAUGACGGAAUUUGUAUACUUACCUGAUUGUGUCGCAUAGAUAUCUAUCAAGCGAUUCCUCUCCUUUUAACAGUUGAAGAUAGGCCCGUGGUGAUGUGGCCGCUGCUCUCUAUUUAUUCUUUACAGGCUAAUAAUAAUUAUCUUCUCCAAAGAACAGUUUUGGCCGUAUGCACAUAACAUACCGUGUGGAGGUGAGAUUUUGCUUGCUACAUGGGAAUCACUUGCAAUCCUUGACACACCCCUCCCUCCACGCACGUUUCCAUCCGCUUGUCAGAAUUAGAAACUGGAGAUCGGUCAUGUUGUAAACCUUUUCAAUUCAGACGGCUAUCAGAUCCCCUUAGUGCGCAUAUAAAUGAACCAAGGACUACGAAAAUGCUGUCCAAUAAAACUAUGCACGGGCACGUAUACAUGCUACGCUCGCAACACAAAAUAAAACAAUAUUAAACCCCCCUCUAGAAAUCCAACUCCCCCACAUGUCCCAGAAACGCCUUGUUUCCCCCUCCAGCCAACAACGCCUCAAUAUCUACUCUACCUGCUGUCAAAUACGUCUCGCUAACACCCAUAUUAAUUCUCUUCCCCAACAAUUCCCUCAGCUGAGCCUUGAGCCCCGCGACCUCUCCCUUCGUCAUACUUCCCACUGCCUUUUCCCUGGCCUCCCUCCCGCCGCCUCUCCCCCUUCCCCUCCCCUUCCCCUUAGCCUGCUCCGCAAAUUCCUCACUAUCAUAAUCAACCCCCAAAUCCUCCGCCGCGGACCGUAGCCAGUCAUCUUCAGACGACAGCUUCUCCUUCGCAAGCGCAUGGUCUGUUAUUUUCUUCGAGAGGGUGACGCGGGGACGCACGCGGGCUAUGACGCGCCGGUCCAAAUCGACAGAGUGCAGCGGGAGCCGCUUCGACGAAGACGAAGACGUGGCAGAUGUGUGGACUUUUGCCGCUAAGCGCGCCACGCCGACGAUUUCCUCGGGUGCGCAGAGCAGGAUGGAUUUACCCGAGGCGGAGGCGCGGGCUGUGCGGCCGGAUCGGUGCACGUAUGUAUCUGCAGUGCGGGGGACAUGGUAAUGAAUGAUAAGGUCGAUCCCCUUGAUGUCGAGGCCGCGUGCGGCGACGUCGGUUGCGACAAGGAUAGAAGAUGGAUCCGCAGUUGGAGAGGAGAAGCGUUCGACGGAGCGGAGACGGGCCUUCUGGGCCAUGGAGGAGUGGAGGGCGAGGGCGGGGAGAUUAAGGUUUUGGAGGAAGGCGGUCAGACGGCGGACGGCGGAGAUAGAAUUUGUGAAAACUAGUGUGCGGUGUUUCGGGUGGUAGAGCAUGAGAGUGUAGAGAUAUAAGUCCUGUUUGUGGGGUUUAGCGAUACUUGCAAGGUGAGGUUUUUCUUCGGUGGGGGAGGGGGAUGGGGGACAGCUUGGAUAGAAAAUGUAUCCUUACCUUCUCCAUAGCUGGACAUUCCACAAGACCUUCCUUGAGGUUCUCCGCCAUUUGAGCAACAGGAUUCACGUCUAUAAAUUUCGGUUUGUCUUCGCUGAAGUUGAGCUUUUUAAGUAGAUACUCCAUCGACUGCUUGUUAUCGAGCAGAUCUCCGUCAAAGAAACGGCUCUUUCCCGCCAGCUUCUGUUGCAGUCCCUUAUGAAAGGUCGCCGAGAAAACGAGCGUCUGCCUCCUAGGAGCCUUGGAAGCAUCAUCCGUGCUCUCUGAAUGGGAGGCAGGCUCUUCUAUUCCGUCAUUCGUCUCCUUGAGAUCAAGCGCAGUCACUAUCUCCUCAACCUCCUUGAAAUGCCCUUCACUGAGCAGUCGAUCUGCUUCGUCGACAACCAGAAACUUGAUAUUUUGAAACCUGCGCAAUAGACCGUGUCCUGUGCUGAUUACAUCCCAGAGCCGGCCUGGUGUACCGACAACGAUAUCCGCAUUAGCCAGAAGCCGUUGUUGUUUUUGAACGGAAAGGCCACCAGUCAACAAAGCAAUUCUCGCAUUGAUAUUUGGGGCAUUGGUGCAUAAUGCCGUAAUAUGUUUAGCUAGUUGGUGGGCGAGCUCUCUGGUCGGUGAUAAAAUCAGCGCAAUAGGAUCUUUCCCUACGGACUCUAGAUCUUUAUGCUGUUGUGAUGGUUCAUCGUGGCGAGUCUCUAGGUAAUAUUCCAGAAUGGGAAUACCAAAUGCCAGUGUCUUACCGGAACCUGUCGACGCUUUACCGACGACAUCAUGGCCGGCGGCGAUAGCGGGUAUACAUGCAGACUGAAUCGGAGUGGGCUUCGCGAAUUUGAGCUUCGACAGGCUUGUUUGAAUCUCAGCAGAUAUAUCCAGAGGGCCCCAGGCUGACACGUCCACCUCCUCUUCGUCAUCUUCAUUCAAAGCUUCAAAGGAUAUCCCAGAUUGUAGUUCAUCUUUGGGCGUGGCUUUUUUGUUAUUCUGGAGUUUGGUUUCCUUCAAUUUCUCCGGCUUCUUAUUCUGCGCUUUCUCUUGCUUUUUCUUCUUCUUCUCCUUUCUCUUCUCAGUCUUAUCAGCCUGGGUCUGUUUCUCCUUGACAUCGUCUACCCCCUCGUCAUUCGGCCCUUCAUCAUCGGAAAUCCCACUCCACUCGUCAGCGUCAUCCUUCGUAUCCGACGAUAUAUCUUUGGCGGCGGUAUUUUUCACUUUAUUUCUAGAAACCUACACGAAAAUCAACGUCAUGUAUUAGUUCAAUGUUCACAUAAUAUAAAAACCCUCCAUCCAAAAACACUCUAAUUUCACGCACCUUAAAUUUGACUUCUCCGUUCCCUGUUGGCCGCACAAUAUCCACGCCGUCAAUUUCCUCCAGGCCGAAGAAUCCCUCUGCAUCCUCCAACCUGUCUGGCAAAGCGACCUCUUUCCAAUCGAGCUGGUCAAUCCCGACGAUUUCUCCGUCGGCUCCGGUAACCUCGACUCGCUGGCGUUUCUUAGAUUUCCGCGACGGAUCUCGCGUGUCGCGCUCUCGUUUUUUCGCCAUAUUUGAUAAUAGCUUAUAUGUAUAUGAUCGUGAUUAAGGGUAGAUUCCUGAGAUCAGCCCGAUUUUAUGCCGUAAAUGCUGGUCCGGGUUGUGUUAAUUGUGAUAAUUGUGAUAGUCAUUCAAAGAAUUCUUCUGCCCGGGAAAAAAUGAAUUUUAGCUCCAAAAUAUUU